Molecule: messenger RNA, 3831 nt
Organism: Salvelinus sp. IW2-2015
Lineage: Eukaryota; Metazoa; Chordata; Actinopteri; Salmoniformes; Salmonidae
Gene: jak1
Product: Janus kinase 1
Biological process (GO): growth hormone receptor signaling pathway via JAK-STAT; cell differentiation; intracellular signal transduction
Cellular component (GO): membrane; cytosol; cytoskeleton
Molecular function (GO): non-membrane spanning protein tyrosine kinase activity; growth hormone receptor binding; ATP binding
Source: RefSeq, a predicted model, not a curated record
CUAUUUUCGGGAAUAGGGACGUUACUUGACAGGAAGGGUUAGCUAGAAAGAUUAUGUAUGUGCUUUUGACCAGAAGGGAAAGAAACUCGUCGGGCAAAAACAAAUUCGUUUGGAAUAUUGACAUGACUAAGGAUAUUUUCUUGUCAAGAUCAACUCAGUCUUUAUAGUUUCACAACGGAUAAUUAUAUUCGGGAUCUACAAACAGAACGAUACGGAAGUAAACUUGCCAUCUGGCUAGCUUGCUAACGGCUAGAGUCUGGAUGCCAAGUCUGGGGGUGAUGGAGCUGGGCAGGCAACUGUGUGGGAAGAUGAGGAGGUCGAGGAGGGCCGAGGGCCCCGUCACUGUGACCAUGAGAGGUCUGGAGAUUCAUUUCUACCUACCAGAUACUCACCCGCUGGAGUUCCUCAAAGACAGCUUCACCGCUGAGGAGCUGUGUGUGGAGGCCGCCAAAAGAUGCUGUAUCUCCCCCCUGUGCUGUAAUCUGUUUGGUCUGUAUGAUGAGAACCAACAGCUGUGGUACGCUCCCAACCACGUCAUCAAGGUUACUGACGAGACCUGCAUCAAGCUGCACUACCGCAUGAGGUUUUACUUCACUAACUGGCAUGGUACCAGUGAGCGUGAGUCUCCAGUGUGGAGACACUGUAUCAGUAAGCUGAGGGGAGGUCUCGGCCCACAGAGGGCCCCUGAAGGUAUACCCCUACUGGACGCGGCCUCCCUUGACUACCUGUUCGCCCAGGGCCAGCAUGAUUUCCAGAAGGGUCUGGCUGUGGUUCGUUGCCCCCAGAGUGAGGCAGAGCAGCAUGAGAUAGAGAAUGAGUGCCUGGGCAUGGCUGUGCUGGCCAUCACUCACUAUGCUAUGACCAGAGAGAUUCCCCUGUCUACUGCCUCCAAUGAGAUCAGCUACAAGCGUUUCAUCCCGGAGAAACUGAACAAGCAAAUCAAACAGCGGAACAUUCUCACCCGGCUCCGCAUCAACAACGUCUUCAAGAACUUCCUGAAUGAGUUCAACAGUCGCACUGUUCAGGACAGUAACAUCACACUGUACGACCUGAAGAUUAAGUACCUGUCCACCCUGGAAGGCCUGACCCGGGGCCUGGGGAGGGAGAUGCUGGAGCCCAGGGCCCUGGUAGUUACCCAAGAGGUAGAGACCAAUGGGGGGCUGAGCCACGGGCCGGAGUCCUCCCUGGCCAUGGAGGUCCAGGUUACUGGCACCACAGGGAUAUCAUACAGGAGGAAGCCCCCUAAUAAUACCUUGAUCCUGAAAGAGAAGAACAAGUCCAAAAAGAACAAGUUUGAGGGCAAACAGACCAAGACCAAGAAGAAAGACGCCAGCGACGGCUGGGUGACAUUCUGUGACUUCCACGAGAUCACACACAUUGUCAUCAAAGAGUCCACUGUCACCAUCUUCAGACAGGAUAACAAGAAGAUGGAGGUGCAGCUGGAGUUUAAAGGAGAGGCGUUGGCGUUCGCUGCCCUGGUGGAUGGGUACUUCCGUCUAACGGUAGAUGCCCACCACUACCUGUGUACAGAGGUGGCCCCUUCCUCUGUGGUACAGAACCUACAGAACUGCUGUCAUGGACCUAUCUGUACGGAGUAUGCCAACCAGAAGCUUCGUCAGGAGGGCAACGAGGAGGGAACCUACGUCUUGCGCUGGUCCUGUACUGACUACCAUUACAUCAUCAUGACCGUGGUCUGCAGCGAGUUGGAUCUGUGCGAGUCGAGACAGGUGCGUCAGUAUAAGAACUUCCAGAUCGAGGUGGGUUCAGAGGGUUUUCGUCUGUACGGGACAGAGACCUACAGGUCAUCUCUCAGAGAGCUGCUAGACCACCUGUCUGGACAGAACCUCCGUACCGACAACCUCCGCUUCCAGCUCAGCCGCUGCUGCCCCCCACAGCCCAGAGAGGUGUCCAACCUGCUGGUGGUAACUAAGGACAGAGUGCUGGUUCCCCAGACAACCCUGCAGGAGAGUCAACUCAGCUUCCACAGAAUUCUCAAGGAGGAGAUCGUGCAGAAACACCUGGGGCUGGGUACCCGAACCAACAUCUAUGCUGGAGUACUGGAGGUGAAGAGUGAGGAGGAUGCAGGCUACUAUCCCUCUCAGGAACUCAAAGUAGUGCUGAAGGUUGGGUCCGGACACAGAGACAUCUCCCUGGCCUUUUUUGAGACAGCUAGUAUGAUGCGGCAGGUCUCCCAUAAGCACAUCGCCCUGCUCUAUGGAGUCUGUGUACGCCACCUUGAGAAUAUCAUGGUGGAGGAGUUUGUCCAGUUAGGUCCGUUGGAUGUGUUCAUGCGGAGACAAUGCAGUCCUCUCAGUACACCAUGGAAGUUCCAGGUGGCCAAACAACUGGCCAGCGCUCUCAGCUACCUGGAGGAUAAGAAGCUAGUGCAUGGCUUUGUGUGUACCAAGAACAUCCUGCUAGCCAGAGACGGAGUGGACAGUGAGGGAGGACCCUUCAUCAAACUCAGCGACCCCGGCAUACCCAUCACUGUGUUGACCAGAGAGGAGUGUGUGGACCGGAUCCCCUGGAUUGCUCCAGAGUGUGUGAAGGACUCUGCCAACCUGAGUGUAGCGGCUGAUAAAUGGGGCUUCGGCACAACACUGUGGGAGAUCUGCUAUGACGGAGAAGUGCCUCUCAAAGACAAGAAACUCACAGAGAAAGAGAGGUUCUAUGCAGCAGAGUGUCAGUUAGCUACUCCAGACUGCAAAGAGCUGGCUGAACUGAUGACCCAUUGUAUGACCUUCGACCCCCGCAAACGCCCGUUCUUCAGGGCCAUCGUCAGAGACAUAGACACCCUGGAGGAACAGAACCCCUCUAUCAAGCCUGUACCCACUCUGGAGGUCGACCCCACUGUGUUCGAGAAGAGGUUCCUCAAGAAGAUUCGAGAUUUAGGAGAGGGUCACUUUGGCAAGGUGGAGCUGUGUCGGUAUGACCCCAGAGGGGACCGGACAGGGGAGCUGGUAGCAGUGAAGAGUUUAAAGCCAGAGAACAGAGAGGAACAGAGCAGCAACCUCUGGUGUGAGAUAGGAAUCCUUAAAGAACUUUACCACCACAACAUUGUCAAGUACAAAGGCAUCUGUCAGAGGAGAGGAGGCAGAGCCAUCAAGUUGAUCAUGGAGUACCUGCCUGCUGGCAGUCUGAAGAAUACCUCCCCCGCAACAAAGCCAGACCAGCCUGAAGACUCUGCUCAGUUACGCUGUCCAAUCUGUCAGGGAAUGGACUAUCUUGGAUCUCGGAAUUACAUCCACCGGGAUCUGGCGGCCCGGAACGUUCUGGUGGAGAACGAGAGCACGGUGAAGAUCGGAGAUUUCGGACUUACCAAGAGCAUCAAGGACAACGAGGGAUAUUACACGGUCAAAGAUGACCUGGACAGCCCUGUGUUCUGGUAUGCCCCAGAGUGUCUGGUCCACUGUAAGUUCUACCUGGCCUCUGAUGUCUGGUCCUUCGGUGUCACGAUGUAUGAACUACUCACCUACUGUGACUCUGCCAUCAGCCCCAUGACGGUGUUCUUGAAGAUGAUUGGUCCCACUCAGGGUCAGAUGACUGUGACGCGAUUGGUCAAGGCGCUGGAGGAGGGAAAGAGGCUGCCCCGCCCUGAGAGCUGUCCUGGAACGGUGUAUGAGCUGAUGAGGAAGUGUUGGGAGAGCACCCCCGACAGGAGGAUCACCUUCAAGAGCCUCAUCGACGAGUUCACCCGCAUGCUUGCCAACAACAGCUUGUAACCACAGCAACCACCCUCUACGCAAAGCCUUACCUACCACUGAUACAAUCCCAGGGGUCAAGGGUGAAUGGUUAAGGGUCACAGACUAUGGUGACCUGGACCAAAAAAAA